This is a messenger RNA of Drosophila subpulchrella, 1121 nucleotides long. RefSeq lists its product as uncharacterized. The record is from RefSeq and is a predicted model, not a curated record. The transcript is spliced from 6 exons. NCBI's taxonomy places the organism in Eukaryota, Metazoa, Arthropoda, Insecta, Diptera, Drosophilidae. The coding region runs from base 87 to 1121 and encodes 344 amino acids.
AACAAUUUUAAGUGCCCACAAUUUUUGCGGAAUACAGCGUAAAUUACACGAAAAUAUUCAGGCAUCUGGGGAUCCGAGAGUCUGGAAUGGGGACGCGACACUUGACAGCGACCACCAAAAUGGGCGUUUUGCCAGUGGGUGUGCUGGGAUUUAUACUCCUGCAAAUGGUGAUAUCGGUGCGGGGACAUGGCCGUCUGAUGGAUCCACCGGCCAGGAAUGCCAUGUGGCGAUUUGGCUAUCCCAAUCCCGUAAAUUAUAAUGAUAACGAGCUCUUCUGCGGUGGCUUUGCGGUCCAAUGGGAGAAAAAUAAGGGUCGUUGUGGUGUUUGCGGCGAUGCCUAUCACGUCAAGUCGCCAAGACCCCAUGAAGCUGGCGGGCAAUACGCCAAGGGCAUCAUCUCUCGUUACUAUACCUCUGGUCAGGAGAUCGAGGUGGAAGUGGAACUAACGGCCAAUCAUUAUGGUCGCUUCGAGAUGUUCCUAUGUCCGAACAAUAAUCCGCGACAGGAGGCCAGUCAGGCAUGUUUCGAUCGGUAUCCUUUGCUGAUUUCGGGCAGUCGGGAGCAUCGAUACCUCAUACCGCGCGAUGCCAAGAAAAAGGAUAUAUUCCGGUAUCGGGUGCGACUGCCGCCAUAUGUCACCUGCACGCAGUGCGUCCUGCAGUGGACCUACUAUACCGCCAAUAUGUGGGGCACCUGCGCCAAUGGAACCGAAGCCGUGGGAUGCGGCAAGGCUGAAACCUUCCGGAAUUGUGCAGAUAUAGCCAUCGUCUCGAACACCGGAGGUGGUGUUCCGCCAAGUUUCGCCAACAACAAGUCACCAUAUCUGCUCUAUUAUCGUGAUUAUCGGGCCCCGCCAAACAACAACAUCUUUCCACUUAUUGUGCGUGACCAGAAGUGCAUAGGUGCCCCAGCCUUCCGAUCCUUGCCCGGCAUCGACAACUGGUGCGAGAUCAACUGCCUGCGCUAUCCUCCCAAUUGUCCCGAGGACGCCUGUCAAUGUCCUCAGGAGUGCUAUGCCAUCGGAGAGUAUGCUGGCCAAGAGGGAGCCGAUACCUACUGCAUGGAUAAGUGCCUCAACUACGAAUCGGAGUGUCCGAGCGACAGGUGCCGCUGUUACUAA